AUGGACUUUUCCGAGGUAAAAAACGGUUCCUCCAGAGCAGCUGCUUACAGUGAGAAAUCAGGUAGGAUCACCUCACUCCUGUUUCCGAAGAUCUCUCCUCAGAUCUUUCCUCCGUGGAGAAAGGGGAAUAUAGAAGCAAAAUGUCCCCCCCCCUCCCCAGAGACUGCCACUCCUGAAGAAGACCACAGUUGGCAAAUUCCCAUUAAUCACAAUGACUUCACAAUUUUAAAAACUAAUGAGAGUCAGCUGUGUGAAGUCCUUCAGAAUAAAUUUGACUGUAUCUGUACCCUGGUCUCUCCAUCCCUGGAGGGUAAUGGUGAGUCUCAGCGAGUCUUCAGAGAAAUGCUAAUUCCUGGGCUCGAGUUAUCUGUUUGGAAGGACGACCUCACCAGACAUGCUGUUGAUGCUGUGGUGAAUGCAGCCAAUGAAGACCUUAUUCAUGCGGGAGGCCUGGCCAAGGCCCUGGUGAAUGCUGGCGGCUUUGAAAUCCAAGAGGAGAGCAGAAGAUUAGUUUCCAGAGUGGGUAAAAUACCAACUGGUAAAAUAGCUACCACAAAAGCAGGGAGACUUCCCUGCAAAUUAAUUAUCCAUGCUGUUGGGCCUAGGUGGACAGCAAAAUAUUAUCAGACAUGUACCCAUAAGCUGCAAGAGGCCAUUAUAAGUAUUCUGAGUUAUGUUACCUUUAUCAAUCCAGACAUUGAGACGGUAGCAAUUCCAGCCCUGAGCUCUGGGAUUUUCCAGUUCCCUCUGGACUUAUGUACACAGAUCAUUGUGGAAACUAUCAGCUUUUAUUACCGAGAGAAGCAACCGACCACUAAUUUGAAAGAAAUUCACUUGGUAAGCAAUGAGCAUCCUACUGUUGCUGCCUUUAAAAAUGCUUCAGAAGUAAUCCUAAGGAUGAACAAGCUGGGAUCCCACAUGAGUCAAGAAGCCACCCCUCCUUUCAAGACAAUUAUCGUGAACAAUGUGACUCUCCAGAUUGUCCAGGGCUACAUUCAACUGCAGGAGACAGAUGUAAUUGUUAAUUCUGUAAAUCCACUCUGUGGUCUUAGAUAUGGACCUGUGUCAAUAUCAAUCCUACAACAAGCAGGAGAUGAAAUAGAAUUGGAAUUUGAUAAAAAAGUUACUGAGAUACAAGAUUCUCAGUUCGUAGUGGUCACAAAAGGAUUUAAAUUGCCCUGUCAAUACGUGUACCAUGUGUUGUGGCAUUCAAGAUGUUGCAAACAGACUAAGAUACUGAGAAUUGCAGUGAGGGAAUGUUUGGAGAAAUGCCUUGAACUAAAUAAAACUUCUAUUUCCUUUCCUGCCCUUGGGACUGGAAACAUUGGUAUACAGAGCAGUAUAGCAGCUGAGAUUAUGUUUGAUGAAGUUUUAACUUUUGCCAAAUGCCAUUUGAAAAAACAAUUAACUGUAAAGUUUGUGAUCUUUCCAGAAGACCUGGAGACAUAUAUGGCUUUCAGCGCUGAAGUGGCAGAGAGAAAAACCAAGCUACGUGAUUUCAAUAAUUACAGUGUCCCCCAGUUGACCAGAGAGGAGAAAAGAGAAAAUGGGCUCAAAGCUAAAUCUCCUGCCAUCAGUCUGAUGGGAUCCAACCUGGAAAAGAUGAAGGAGGCCCAAGCGUGGAUCCAAAGGAUACUGACCCCCCAGGACCACCAUAUCAUUGAGAACAAUCAUAUCCUCUACCUUGGGAAAAAGGAACAUGACAUUUUGACUCAGCUUCAGAAUACCUUAAGGGUCUCUAUCUCAGAGAUUAUCAGUCUGGAAAAGGCAAUUUUAGAGAUUAAAGGAGCCCAAGCUGACGUCAUUGAGGUCGUUAUGAACAUUGAACUUAUGCUGUGUGAAGUUCAAGAGGAGAUGGCAAGAAAAAAGGAGCUAGCCCUUUGGAGCUUGUCAGGACAAUGGACUGAUUGGCAACCCCAAAACCAGGAUGAAAUGAAAAGGAAUACAUUUCUGAGAUGCCUAAAGCUUUCAGCGGAGGAAAUUCAGGAUCAGAAGAAACAGUUUGAAAACUGUGGUUUGCAGGUUAUAAAGGUGGAGAAAAUAGACAACGCGGUUCUCAUGGCUGUCUUCCAAAAAAAGAAGAAAAUGAUGGAAGGGAGAACACAUGGGAAGCCUGUGAGCCACAGGCUGUUUCAGCAAAUUCCCUACCAGUUCUGUGAAGCGGUAUGCAGAGUUGGCUUUCAAAGAAUGUACUCGGCGCCCCGCGACCCAAAAUACGGAGUUGGUAUAUACUUCACCAAGAACCUGAAAAACCUAGCAUACCAGGUCAAGAAAACAUCAGCCAUAGAUGAACUGAUAUAUGUGUUUGACGCUGAAGUACUCACAGGCUCCUUCUGUCAGGGUCAUCAGUUACAUAUCGUUCCCCCACCAUUGAGUCCUGGAGACACAGAUUGCCAUGACAGUGUGGUUGACAAUGUCUCCAGCCCUGAAACCUUUGUUAUUUUUAGUAACACUCAGGCAAUGCCCCAGUAUUUGUGGACUUGCACCCAGAAUCAUGUACAGCCACAGAAUUACUCAUCAGGACCAAGGAUGCUGUCUUCACAGUAUCCUUGGAGCAAGAUUCUCAAGGGGUAGCACUGUUGAUUUACCUCCACAUUAUUUUAACAACCGGCAUGUGCUUGCUUUGGAGGAAGUCUCCAAAUAAUGACCAUCAGUGAGUCAAAGAGUGGUUUGAAUAUGUCAGAUGGGUUGUCCAUAUGAACCGAUUGGGUUAUUGAGGGGACCCACCACAAACUAGCAUCUUAGUUCUUUCAUCUUUGUCUUCACUUCUUGGGAUUGGGGUGGGUAGAUCCCAACCCAAACUCAGGACCGUUCCCUCUCCUUCAAGUUGUCCUUUUGUCUGUUUUACUACAGGUAACAGCAGAAAUGUUUUAUAUGUGAUGGGGUGUUUCUAGUAUAUAACCCAAGCCUUUUUAUUUUUCUAAAAUGAUAGUGUAACAGCAGGAUGAUUUUAUAUUUUCCAGAGAAUCUUGUAUAGUGUUUUAGAUAUCAAAAUAAACCACCUUUGUCU
Messenger RNA from Neomonachus schauinslandi (Hawaiian monk seal), 3010 nucleotides. RefSeq names its product poly(ADP-ribose) polymerase family member 9 (gene PARP9). The record is from RefSeq and is a predicted model, not a curated record. Bases 1 to 2574 code for a protein of 857 amino acids. The transcript is spliced from 10 exons. Gene Ontology annotation, cellular component: nucleus; cytoplasm. Lineage: Eukaryota; Metazoa; Chordata; Mammalia; Carnivora; Phocidae. Gene Ontology annotation, biological process: negative regulation of gene expression; positive regulation of type II interferon-mediated signaling pathway. Gene Ontology annotation, molecular function: transcription corepressor activity; NAD+ poly-ADP-ribosyltransferase activity; ubiquitin-like protein ligase binding.